Molecule: messenger RNA, 963 nt
Organism: Fusarium venenatum
Lineage: Eukaryota; Fungi; Ascomycota; Sordariomycetes; Hypocreales; Nectriaceae
Product: cadmium resistance transporter
Source: RefSeq, a predicted model, not a curated record
AUGGAGUUCGGUAAAACGCUCGGAACUGCGUGCAGUACAUUCGCCAUUACAAACAUUGACGAUAUCUUCAUUUUGGUUACUUUCUUUGCCGAGUCGUCGUCUCCCAGCAACACGCUAACGCCCCUUAAAAUCACUAUUGGGCAAUAUGUCGGAUUUACCGUCAUUAUGGUUAUCUCCAUGAUUGGCUUCGGCGCUUCACUCGCCCUUCCAUCUGAGCCAAUUGGCUUCCUUGGUUUGCUCCCAGGUUUGCUCGGCAUUUAUAAAAUUCUCGAGUUGCUCAUUUCUUACGACGAAGAGGAUGAGGCUCCAAAUUUUUCCAGUACUAGGAAUGCCAUCAAAGUUGCAACCAUAACAGUGAUAAACGGAGGAGACAAUAUCGGAACUUAUAUUCCUCUCUUUUCACAAACCGAAGGUGCGGAGAUAGCAGUGUAUGUUGUCACAUACUAUAUCUUGCUGGGGGUAUUGUGCCUUAUUGGAUAUCUGGUGAUGAAGCAGAAGCAUCUCCUCAGGGUCGCUGAGAAAUAUGCACAUCUGGUAAUACCGUUCUUAUAUAUGGGUAUAAGCAUCUUUAUCAUCGUUGAAUCCGAAUGCUACCCUUGGUCCAUUGAACGGAUCGAUGAUUCAAUAUCAUCCCACCCAGGAAAGAUCAUUCUCGCCGUUGUAACGGUAUCUGUCAUCCUGUUUUGUGCAGGAGCGUUGACGUGGCACCGACUGCGGAAGAAGAGCAGGCAGACAAGCAACAUCGACGAGUUACCUCAGUCCCCAACAAUAGACGCGGCCCAGCAAUUCCCAGAGCAUAGUGAAGGACUACCAUCGGCUGGUGAGACUGGAAUAGAAGAUGGUCGAGAUAUUGCUGAGAAUCGGAAACUGAGUAGUAAUAGAGUAGACAUAAGUGCUUGUCGUGAAGGACCACUAGGCCAAAGUCCUCGAGAACGAGAGCCCCUGCUACAAGGGACGGAGUGA